Zonotrichia albicollis (white-throated sparrow) is the source of this 1464-nucleotide messenger RNA. It is a transcript of the gene PGF, whose product is annotated as placental growth factor. Gene Ontology annotation, biological process: induction of positive chemotaxis; sprouting angiogenesis; vascular endothelial growth factor signaling pathway. Gene Ontology annotation, molecular function: chemoattractant activity; vascular endothelial growth factor receptor binding; growth factor activity. Lineage: Eukaryota; Metazoa; Chordata; Aves; Passeriformes; Passerellidae. Gene Ontology annotation, cellular component: membrane. The record is from RefSeq and is a predicted model, not a curated record.
UGGCGGCGCCGAGUCUGUACCGGGGCUGCGAUGCGGCUGCUCGGCGCCUUCCUGCGGCUGCUGGUGGCCGGGACGCUGGGGGCACCGCCCGCCCCGGCCCCGGAGGAACGGGGGACCGCCAGCACGGAGUCUCCCGUCCUUACCUUUCGGGAGAUCUGGAAUCGUAGUUUCUGCCGGCCUCUGGAGCAGCUGGUGGACGUCAUUACCGAAUUCCCCAACGAGGUGGAGUACAUUUUCAGACCCUCCUGCGUCUCUCUGCAGCGCUGCGGAGGCUGUUGUGGGGACGAGGGUCUCCGCUGCGUGCCCGUGGAGACGAGCACGGUCACCAUGCAGCUCCUGAAGAUAAAGCCAAACGGGGAGGCACCCUAUGUGGAGAUGGCAUUCACGGAGCACAAGCAGUGCGAGUGCAGGCCCCGGCAGGACCUGAUGAGGCUGGGAAGGAGGAGGUCCAAGGGCCGAGGUAAGAGAAGACAGGACAAGAAGGGACGGAAAGACUGUGAACUGUGUGGCACACCCCGCAGGUAGCCCCUGCCCUGCCCCAGCCCCGCUCCCACCAUGGGCCGAGCCAGCUGCCCUUGUCCCCAGCACGGGGCACUGUGGAGCCGUGUCCCUCCAGGACUCCAGCACGGAAGAGCUGACUGUUACUCCUGCUUGGCCCUGCUGGGAGCACAGCCUGGCACCAAGGACUCCCUUGCCCCAUCUGCCCCACUGGCAGCAAGAGAAAAGGACUUGUGACCAAGCCUGGGGCUGAAGAUGAGGAGCUCAAGCAGCGUGCUGCUGUUUGAGGACAUUCUAGGGGCAAUGAGGAGCCAAGCUGGUGCAUGUGCUGCUGGAACUGGCUGGGGAGGACAGCAUGAUGUGGCAGUGAGCGGAGAUGGCUCACAGGGCUGCACCUGCAAAACUUCUCUGUCCUGCCAGUGCUCUGCAGCUGGGGAGGAAGGAAACCUGGGGCAGGCAAGGCUGUAGGGCUGCAUCCGUCCCAGUUUUGGCACGGGGCAGGUGCCAGGGAUCUGUUCUGCUUGGGAACAGAAGGGAACUGGGCUGCUCAUGUUUUCACAGCUGCAUCUCAGCUUUGCCCUGCUCAAUAAAAGCUAGUCAGACAUGGGAGCUGGCAGCUCCUGUCUGCUUUCCAACAAGGCAGGGAACUCCCCCAUGGGCACCCACUCAGGCUGGAAUAGGGCUGUGACCCAGAGUUUGUCCCCAUCACCAAUCCUGCAGCACCAAGGGAUUGCCCUUGGUGUGAUGCUGGAGAUGGGCAACCAGCAGGUUCCUCCCUGGGCUGGGGGCUAUCCUUGUGCUGGAGUUCAGCUGGGUACUGGGAGACCCUUGGGUGAGCUGCCCUUCCCCUCCACAGCAGUGUGGGACUGGUACCUCUCCCUGUUCACCCUGCCCAUCCUGUGCUCGCCCAUUCUCUUUUUUUGUUUGAAAGCUUCAAACAAAAGACCGGAGGGCAAGAUCUGCAAA